AUGUCCCACAGAAAGACUUCACUGAUGCCAGGUGAUGUGGAGAACCUGCGGAAGAGAUCCGCGGCUGAUUCUUCAGAGAACUGUGCAGAUCCUGAACAGCAUCACCGGUUUCCACGGCGACAGUCCCAAACUGAUAGACUCUGUGUUGGCCCCCAGCAUCCAGAGCUAGGUGUAGUGGAGACGCCCUCCCCAGAUGCUUCUGCACACCACUUCUGCCACUACACAUCAAAAUGUUUCCUCGCUGUCCACAGAGGAGUGCACGGCACCUCAGCCCGGUCUACUCCAUCACGGUGUGGAGAAGAGGGUUGGCAUGAAGGCACCAUAAAGACCACAAUCCGAGCUGAGAAUGAGGUGGAGGCACAUAGGGAAGCCAACAACUACAAGUUUGGCUUCAGAAAGUGGAAGGGCAACGUCACAGAGAGGCCCAUUGAAGACAGAUCAGACAUCAUCAAAGAGCUGUACUCUGAUCUUAGCGUUGUUAAGCCUCGAGAAGGCUCAGUGGUCACCGUUGGGAACAUAGUUUAUAUAUUUUUAUUUGGAUGGUGGAUAUCUUUAAUCUACCUCCUCAUUUGCUCUAUAAUGUUUCUAACAAUCCUUGGUGCCCCUUAUGGCAAACUUUGUUUGAAGAUGGCGUGGUACUUCAUUUGGCCAUUCGGGAAGUCAGUAGAGAAGGCCAGUGAUAUAAGGAGUUCAACUCUGAGGCCUCCAAAGUGUGAGGUCAUUCCUGAAGAGGGGGACACAGAAGACAGCAAGGAUCUUGUCAGGGACAAGGACUCUGCACCCCUUCUGGUGUCUUCCCUAAUCCCUGUUGACAUCCCUGUCCCAGAACCACCUACUAGAAAAACUUCAAAGCACUGGUGUCGCAUCAGUACUUAUGUUUGGUUGUUACUGGGUUACCCUGUACUGGCUGUGGUCCACUCCCUUGCCUGUGUUCUCUCCUGGCUGCUGGUCUUCACCAUCCCUGUCGCCAAGAUGAACGCUCGCACACUGACCACGGUCCUCGUCAUGGCACCAGAAGACAUUCAGAUCCACAAACUGGAAAAGACACAUGGAUGUGAGACCAGAGUCAUCUUACGCUGUUAUCAAGCAUCAAAUGUGUAUUACUACAAAUACACUGUCCAGGGAAUCAACAUUUUUGCUCUCAACCUGCUUCCCCUGGUAUUGAUCACUGUUAUUAUUGGCUAUACUGACCAUGAACACAAAUACUUCAGCGCAGAGACCAAGUUUGCCACAGCCAUCACUUCCAUCAUUCCUCUAUCCUACUAUAUUGGCAUGGGAAUAGCCAGCAUUUCUGCACAGAGUAACUUUGCAGUGGGAGCGGUGGUGAAUGCGACUUUUGGCUCCAUCACAGAGAUGACAUUCUACAUCACAGCACUGCUGCAGGGACACUAUGCUUCCACCAAAUGUUACGAAGAGAUUGUUAAAGCAGCGCUCACUGGGACCUUACUUGGGUGUAUACUGUUCUUACCUGGUAUCUGCAUGAUCAUUGGGGGCAUUAAACACCGGGAGCAGCGAUUUAACAGUCGUUCAGCUGGAGUGAGUUCAGCUUUGCUUUUCAUAUCCAUAGGAGGUGUGUUUGCUCCCACCCUCUUCUCAAAGACCUUCGGUAAUCUGGUGUGUGAAAGCUGCACCAACAUCCCAGGCAAUACCAGUGUACCCUUCAUCUGCAAGGACUGUCACUACGACACGAGUCAAACAGACCCACAAUUUAUCCUCACCCAUAUUGAGCCUCUGGUGUACACAAUUUCUGUGCUGCUGCCUGCUGCAUACUUGAUUGGCCUCAUCUUCACACUGAAGACCCACUCCCACAUCUAUGAUAUCCAUAUCAGCGAUGGCCAAGGGGGCCAUGCACAUGGUCAGUACACACAAGAGGGUACCAGCACCUACUACCCCACUGGUGAGGUCACUGCUGGCCGUCAACUUGCUGCCAACUCGUGUAUAAAUGCCAGUAUUAUUGCCCCCAGCCACGUUGCAACAGGUCAUCAUGUGGUCCACUGGUCCCGGUGGAGGGCUCUUGGAGUGCUGAUUGUUGCCACGGUGCUGAUGGCCUGCUGUGCUGACCUUAGCACAGAGAACAUCGAGCCCAUGCUGACCCACUCCUCCAUCUCCCAGUACUUCAUUGGUGUCACAGUGUUGGCCAUGGUGCCAGAGCUUCCUGAGAUUGUCAAUGGGAUCCAGUUUGCACUGCAGAACAACAUUAGCCUGAGCUUUGAAGUGGGCAGUUGCAUUGCUGUGCAGGUCUGCAUGAUUCAGAUUCCGUUGCUCAUCCUCUUCAAUGCAUUUUAUGAUGUUGGAUUUGUGCUUGUGUUCAGUGAUAUUCAUCUCUGGGCCAGCAUCUUUGCUGUCAUUCUGGCCAACUACAUCUUCAUGGAUGGAAAAUGCGACUACUUUCAGGGCACUGCUCUAGUCGUGGUUUACCUCAUCCUUUUGGCCCUUUACUUCUUUGCUCCUUCUCCACGCUCUUGUUGAUCUGCUUGCCAAGAAAAAACCUGAAUCCAAAUACA
Molecule: messenger RNA, 2504 nt
Organism: Toxotes jaculatrix (banded archerfish)
Lineage: Eukaryota; Metazoa; Chordata; Actinopteri; Toxotidae
Gene: cax1
Product: cation/H+ exchanger protein 1
Exons: 20
Coding region: 1-2469 (822 amino acids)
Biological process (GO): intracellular calcium ion homeostasis; calcium ion transmembrane transport
Cellular component (GO): membrane; endomembrane system
Molecular function (GO): calcium:proton antiporter activity
Source: RefSeq, a predicted model, not a curated record